Molecule: messenger RNA, 1550 nt
Organism: Guyanagaster necrorhizus
Lineage: Eukaryota; Fungi; Basidiomycota; Agaricomycetes; Agaricales; Physalacriaceae
Exons: 7
Coding region: 203-1450 (415 amino acids)
Source: RefSeq, a predicted model, not a curated record
UCCUUCACAACUGUUUAUUUCUUUUCCAUGGAAAUUUCUUCCGUUUCUUGCUGCAUUGCGAGGCGAAAUGGCCCUUGGUUGGAUUUUGCUUUUUGUUAUAUGAUUGGCUGGAAAAGGAAGUGUAAGGCGCUUCGGAGCCUCAUGUUCGUCUACUCUGCUCUCUACUAUCAUCUUCCGAUACAGGCCGUGUUCGUACCCAGCAAUGCAAAGCUAUUCAUAUUACCCAGGUCAGCAACAGCAGCAGUACUUUUCUCCUUCAUCGUACCCCACUGGUGCGAACAGUGGAUAUUCUCCAUUUGUCAACUACGGCGGACAGCGACUAGCAAAUCCGGGGCCUUAUACCAACGGAACUCCUUAUCCAACCAAUCCUGCGUCAUUUCCACCCAAUUCUACGCCUUUUCCCCAGCCAAAGCCUUUUAUUCCACCCGACCUCGUUGCACAGAUAACACCUCCAAAAACAGCAACCAAACAGCCCAAGGCCACGAAACAGAGAUCAUCAACAGUUCCUGUACACGGCACGGCUCCAGUGAAAUCCGCUAUCAAGAGAUCAUCUACCACAAACGCUGUGCCUACGCAGCAGGUUAGAUUGGAGAGGCAACGAACGUCAAGCGGGGCCAGCAGACCAGCGACUGCUCCAUCAAGGGAGACUGUGACACGAACGAGAACAAAGUCGGAUGCCCAAUCACCGGUGGCAAAGGCGAAAGCUUCAUUUCAAUCUUGCCAGAUAUUCAUGACGUUCCAUGGGAAUAAUGAACUUGUCGUUGAACAUAUAACAGAGGCUGCGAUGGCUGAAAUAAGACAACAAAUAUUCGGCAUUUGGAAAGACGGCAUAGAAAGCGAUGAACAACGAGACUCUAUAUGGCGGGUAAAAUUCAAGAACACUCCAUGGAAUAUGUCUGGUCCGCAUAAGAAAAGGGCUUGGGACAUGAUUGUGACUCUGUUCCGAGUGUUUGCAAUACGAGGGUACGCAUUUCAAACCAGCAUCAAUAUUGGCCUCCAGCCCCCGCGACUCGUUUUCGUGGCUCGCGCUGUCGACAAAACCGCUCGCUUCUUUCUUGCAUUCUUUACGAAAGGUGGUCUCCGAGUCAACCUAAUCCAUCCGCCGUCCACCGUUCAAGACACCAUCGGGCACUCACUGAUGAUUGCAUUCCCCGAUUUGAUUGCUUAUGACGAGGACAUCGACCACAUCCGAUCGAUAGAACUGAAGCGAGAAGCAACCAGAAGAACUCGCCGUCUGAAUUUUGAACCUGCUCAAUCAUCAGCUUCUACGGUCGACGCCAGUUACUUCCUUCUUCGCGUCCUUCGAGCACUUAGUGACGUUGGUUUCAAUUUGGAGACCACAAUACCUCUAGGGGGGAACUCGAACUGGCCUCUACGCUCUAGUACGGAUAUAGGAACACAUAGAGAGCUAUACGUUUUCAAAGGUGUCCCUUCACACCGAGUCGGCUGAAUUGAUGAAUGGAAUGAACUCGUGUACUAUACAGCAAAAAGUAUUCUAUUGCGAUGACCAGACAGUGUAUUAUCUACAAGCUUUAUAUAUCUUUGCCUAU